Molecule: messenger RNA, 1008 nt
Organism: Bursaphelenchus xylophilus (pine wood nematode)
Lineage: Eukaryota; Metazoa; Nematoda; Chromadorea; Rhabditida; Aphelenchoididae
Source: the annotation of a GenBank genome assembly
AUGCCCGCUUUUCUCUGGCUUCUGUUCUCUCUAAUUGAGCAAUAUCAUGCUAACUGUAAUGUUAAUGGGAAGAUAUAUGAAGAAGGUGUGUUUUGGCUUCAUCAAUAUUACUUUAAUGUCACGUGUUAUCAAACAAAGAUCAGGGUAAGCUUUGUGGCUCUUCAAAAAAUAAUUCUCCGCAAACUUUUUCUUGCCAAAAACAAUAGAAAUAAAAAGUUUUUUGGGCAGAAUAACACGAAAUGCCCUCAGGCGAGUUGUCACUUAAUUCCAUGCAUAUUUCUCAUAUGUCAUCCUAACUCCGCCAAAUGCAUUUCCCGGUUUUUUGAGUCAUAAAAUUUGCGCGGAAAAAAAUAAAUUAUUAUGUGAGAUACUUGAAUACCGAAUUUGCAUAAAAAUUUAAAUAAAAUAUUUUAUUAUGUAGGUGAUUAAUUGCCUGACGGAUCUGGGCACGGUGAUCCCACUGGGUACUCUCAAUUUCGAAGAGAACGGCUUUAAUUACACUUGCAAGAAUCGAUCAGCCAAUGGACAUGCCCCCAAUCUAUUUUCUCCAUUGGAACAAAUUGCAGAAGCCGAAGAAUGCCAACAAGGACAGGCUUAUUAUACUAGGGAACGAUUCGUUAUGUCCUGUGAAAGUAACCAAAUUAUCGGAUGUUCGGAUGCAUUCGGAGAUCUGGUGAAAGAAGGGUUCUUUGUGGGCGAUAGAAUGAGUUUAUGGUAUUGUUAUGUCUAUAAGAACAAAAGAAGGGCCAAGGUGGAACGACGAGGUAAUCUCAACCGUAUUAUGAUUGAUCUCUAGGUUGUUUUAAUGGCUCCGAAACAGAUGAUCCGAGUGAUGAGAGGUACCAUAUGAAGAAAGGACAGUUGUGGAAACAACCAACGACUACGCUGAGGUGUGAGGAUAAUGGAUUGCAAGUUUAUAAAUGUCAUCCAUCUCCCAAGGAAUCACCACAUGUGGGAACAGCCUGGUUCGACAAGGAUAAUGUGCUCAAUUUCUGCCAAUUCAACUAA